AUGCAUCCCAGCGCCCUCCUCGGACUGCUGGCCUUUGCGGCAGCUGCCACAGCGGCGCCUCCCAAGCGUCACAAUGAUGCCCACUCGAGCUCUUCCAUUAAGAACCUGAAGAAUCACAUCAAGAAUGUCGUGAUCCUGGAGAUGGAGAACCGCUCCCUGGAUAACCUACUCGGUGGCCAGACGAUCAAGGGCCUCGAUAACCCAAUCAACAAUGGCCCCUUCUGCAACCCGUAUAACCUGACCGACUCCUCCCAGGGCACCGUCUGUAGUCGCGCCAAGGACUACGACUCGAUCCUGGACGACCCAGAUCACUCGGUUACCGGCAAUAACAUUGAGUUCUACGGCACUUUCACUCCUGACAAUGCCGCCAUCUCCAGCGGCAAGCUGACCCCCUCCCAGAAGGGAUUCGUGCACGAACAGUUGCGCCGGUACGGAGAUGAUGUGAAUAAGACCGAGCUGGCAAAGCAGGUGAUCAACUACUAUACGGAGUCGGAGGUCCCCGUCUUUACCGAGCUGGUGCAAAACUACUUGACCUUUAACCACUGGCAUUCCGACCACCCCGGCCCAACAAACCCUAACCGGGCCUAUGUGCUAUCCGGUACCUCUGCCGGGCAUGGAACUAAUGACGAUUCCUUUGAUUCGGACACGCACGGGCUUACUCAACGCUCCAUCUUCCAGCAGCUGAGCGAGACCAACCACACCUGGAAGAACUACUACACCAGCACUAGCAUGGUGGACUCGUGGUUCUUUGACUGGACCUUCACCAGCGGCAACACCGACUUGGCCGUUCCUAUGACGACCUUCUACUCCGAUGCCGCUGCCGGAACUCUCCCCGAGUUCAGUUUCAUUGACCCUUCGUGCUGCGGCGUGGGGACGAACUCGAUGCACCCUACAGGUCUAAUCUCCGACGGCGAGAUUUUCAUCAAGAACAUCUACGACGCCCUCCGCGCCAGUCCGCAAUGGGAUGAGACCCUGUUUAUCCUGACUUUCGACGAGACCGGCGGUUUCCACGACCAUGUGCCGCCGCCACUCGCCCCACGCCCGGACAAUCUGACCUAUACCGAGACCGCACCUAAUGGCGAGAAGUAUACCUUCUCGUUCGACCGCCUUGGCGGCCGUAUCCCCACCUUGCUCAUCUCACCCUGGGUCGCCAAGGGGCAUGUCGAGCAGAAGGGCACCAACUCUGACGGCAAGACUGUGUCCUACUCCGCCUCGUCAAUCCUGCGCACCUUGGGUUACUUGUGGGACUUUGAGCCCUUUACUCCCCGUGUGGCCGGCUCGGCUUCGUUUGAACACCUGAUCACGAACGUCAAGCGCACUAAUACACCGAAGACGCUCCCCGAGCCCCAGGCUUUUAAGCGCAAG
Messenger RNA from Penicillium macrosclerotiorum, 1365 nucleotides. RefSeq lists its product as uncharacterized. Gene Ontology annotation, biological process: phospholipid catabolic process. The annotation marks the transcript as partial. The transcript has 2 exons. The record is from RefSeq and is a predicted model, not a curated record. Lineage: Eukaryota; Fungi; Ascomycota; Eurotiomycetes; Eurotiales; Aspergillaceae. Gene Ontology annotation, molecular function: hydrolase activity, acting on ester bonds.